AUGUCGCUAUACAUGACAAACCUAAUUAGCAGGCGGCUGUACGAAGCAGCACACAAUGGGGACGUAAACCCCUUGCAAGACAUCAGCGACCGAUACCCAUUGCUCCUUAUGGGCGGCACCCUCUUGGACGACCCAUACGACCUUCUCCCUGAGCCCCCACUUCAAGUGGCUGCCUCUUUUGGGCACUUUGAUUUUGUGGUGAGGGUGUUGGAAUUGGAGCCUGCAUCAGCCCACCACUCCGACCGCCAAGGCUUGUCGGCUCUGCACAUGGCGGCUGCCAAUGGGCAUCUCAAUAUCAUUACGCACUUGCUUCAAUUUGAUUCGGAACUCUGCUUUCUGUGCAGUAAUGAUGGCAGAAAUCCUAUGCAUUUUGCGGCUAUGAAUGGGCGGCUGCAGGCCUUGCGGCUGCUGGUCGGAGGGAUUGAGGGUAGAUAUGAUGUUAAGACCUUUCUCAAUGCUAAGGAUGAUCUUGGCUUCACUCUCCUCCAUCUUGCCGUUUAUAAUCAACAUCUUGAGAUAGUUCAAUACUUACUCGGGUUAGAAAUCGAGGUGAAUGCUUUAAGUUCAAAGGGGCUCACACCACUAGACCUGUUGAUAGAUUGUCCCAUGGUGUAUCCAAAGAGAGUGAGGACGGCCAAUUUCCUCCGUGGCCAUGGAGCCGUCCGCUCAUCGGCGCUAAGUUCGACAACCUCCCAGGAGAUUUGGGCGAGAAAGAAGGACACUUUAAUGGUGGUGGCAUCCCUCAUCGCCACCAUGGCCUUCCAAGCCGUCAUCAACCCUCCCGGCGGCGUCUGGCAAGAGGAUGGUGCCCACAUCAACAACAGCUCGGUCGUCUCCAGUCCUCAAGUAGCUGGAAAAUCGGUAAUGGCAGCAAAAAGCCCAAAACUUUACGUGUUCUUCAUAACGUUUGCGUCGUGGGCGUUCAUAUUCUCGCUAAUGGAGCUGCUCCUGCACGUCAGCAACCGCGUCUCCAACAGCGGCAUGGUUUCUGAGGCCUUGAUUGUUUACGCUAAAUACAUGUCCACCCUCUCGCUGCUCGCCACUUAUUCGAUAUCGGCCGCGUUUUUGACCGCCUUGUCUGGCCAAGAUGCUGCCGGCUUCACCUUCUUGAUGUCCAUCACCGCCAUCUUCGUCCUCCUCUAUCUGUUCUUUGUUUUGCGAUAUGGCUUCCGUAAAAGGCCUUCCCCUUUGAAAAAGCCCAUUACUUUUCCUCCCCCUAUUCCUCCACAAUCAUAG
Cucurbita pepo subsp. pepo (vegetable marrow) is the source of this 1236-nucleotide messenger RNA. RefSeq lists its product as uncharacterized. NCBI's taxonomy places the organism in Eukaryota, Viridiplantae, Streptophyta, Magnoliopsida, Cucurbitales, Cucurbitaceae. The record is from RefSeq and is a predicted model, not a curated record. Gene Ontology annotation, molecular function: protein binding. Gene Ontology annotation, cellular component: plasma membrane.